Molecule: messenger RNA, 2241 nt
Organism: Ostertagia ostertagi
Lineage: Eukaryota; Metazoa; Nematoda; Chromadorea; Rhabditida; Trichostrongylidae
Source: the annotation of a GenBank genome assembly
AUGCCCCCAGGAACUUCAAAUGUCAAUCAGAAUCUUUUCCACUUACGACGGAUUCCUCCCAAUAAGUGCCGCUCAGAUCCAUCUCGAGGUGUUGAAGCUACGCUUAUUUUACUCGAUACUCAUACGAAGUUUGGAAGGAAUCCCGAAAAAUGCGACGUUGUAUUGACUUCGUCCGUUUUCAGCUCUUCGAAUAUGAUAUCCCGAGAUCAUGCGGAUAUAAUUGGCGUAAAAGGUGCAAGUGGACGUAUUGAAAAAUAUCACAUCAACGACCGCUCACUUAAUGGCACGUACAUCAACGACCAAAGGGUAAACAGCACUAUGCAGAUCAUGGAAGGGGAUGUAAUAAAAUUCGGUCACAUGAACGGUGCCGCGGUUCGGCCCGGACAAACUGCUCCUCAAGCUAACGCAGAAUUUGCAUUCAUGGUAGAGCGAGCAAAUCCUAGCUACGAUUAUAUUGGAUUCGUAGAUGGACGUCGAGGAGACGUAGCUCGUCCCACGGUUAUGCAGUCGACAAAGGCGCCUCCUGUGCAAAAUGCUUCUCAGAAUCUAACUGCGCCUAGCACUACUGCUAGUGUCUCAUCUACAGCUGGAGCAAAUCCUAUGGCUGGUCUUAUGUGGCCCGGUACCCUUGGUUACAACCAGUCCUUGCCGGGUUUUGCGUACAGCGGUUUUCCCAUGAAUCCAGCUUACCUGCAGCCACCGCAAUGGGCACAGCAUCUGCAAGUUCUCCAACAACAAGCACAACAGUCUGGAUUUCGAGUACCUGAUGUUUUUGGUGCUACUGCAUGUAUGGGCUCCUCAAAUGGCCCUCCAUCUACAUCGGCGUCACUUUUUCCGCUCACACAGCGGGGUUUUUCUCUGCAGCAAGCUCAACAAAAUUUGAUGCAAGAUGAUAAAACGAGUACGACUACUCACAUUGUGCAGGGAAAGGAGACUGAGGCUGUUAAUCCUCCUGCAACGGUAAAAGUUCCUGUGGCAUCACCACCGAUGGAAUGUGACAGCUCGGUUCCCAGUCCACCGAAAACAACUGUUGCUACUACUGUCUCGACUGCCCCAUCUGCUUCGCAAACAACUCGGUCUGCGGCAUCGCCCCUAAGGAAAGAAGGUGAGUCCACAUAUCGAACCUGGGUUUCCUAUUCGCUCAAAUUUGAAGUUGUAGAGGAUGUACGCUCGGAACGCAGCUUCGUGGAAUCUCCUCAACCGCCUCGUGCGCCAGCCCCCGCACCAUGGGACAGUACGCCCUCUCCUCGCCCACGUGACUAUUCACCGGAUCGCGAAAGUACAGCAACACGAGAUACCGAGAAGGACCGAGAUUAUGACAAGGAGAAGGAACAACGGGAAGCUGAACGAGAAAAAGAGGAGGCUCGAGAACAAUCGAAGAAAAAGCCCACGAAGGAAGUUCGCGCUGGCGCUCCUAACCAAUCUCGCCCGAGAACGAAAACCAACGAGAUCGCUCGUCUUCUCGAUGACUUGUGCGAGGGAUCAUGGGCGAAUACUGUUCGUCGUGUAUCGUCUAGCUCACGUCGUCCCACCGAAGAGGCAAUCAUUGAGCGAAACAGCAAGAAAGAGAAAAAGAAGAUGGAGAAAAAUCGCAAAAAGGAACGUUCUCGAGAACAACGAGCGUCUAUUGCGUCUUCUUCGGUAUCAUCUGUGACUACCUCUGGGGCAGCGAAACCAGCCAGACGAAAAUUGAAGCAGUUAAGCGACGACUCCAGCUCAGGAUCGUCCAGUGAUUCAGAAGAGGUUAUACAACCUGUUCGAAAAACAGCAGCUGUAGAGAAAAAGAAGGCCGAAGUGAAAAGGAAGCGUGUCUCACCGCCUGCAUCGGAUGUUUCUUCAAACCGAUACAGUGACUCUGGUUCUGACUCUGAGGAACGUAUCUCAUCAAAGAAGGGGAACAAGCGUCGUUUUCCAUCAAGCGAGAAGAAAUCGUCAGAAAAGAAAAAGUCACACGCAUCCAAUUCAGUAACUUCGGUUACGAAGAAGAAGGCAAAGGCCGCAAGUCGAAAACGUGAAGACACGAAUACAGACGAAGAGGCGAUCACGCAGCACGAUCCCAGUACAACAUGUGCGCUGAAUGCUGAAUGUACGAGACCGCAAAGCGAACAAGUUGGAUGGAUAUUCUGCGACGAUUGUCAGAACUGGUUCCACAACAUCUGCAUUCUGGGGCGUGAGGAAGCUCCUGAUGAUGAAUUUUUCUACUGUGGUUGUAAAGCAAAGAAGAAAACUAAGAAGCGAUGA